Molecule: messenger RNA, 813 nt
Organism: Topomyia yanbarensis
Lineage: Eukaryota; Metazoa; Arthropoda; Insecta; Diptera; Culicidae
Exons: 1
Coding region: 1-813 (270 amino acids)
Source: RefSeq, a predicted model, not a curated record
AUGAGCGGUGAAUUAAGAGCGCUACAGAAACGGGAACGCCAGCUUCUGGGAAUGCUGGACUCAGUCGAGCGAUUUCUAGGAAGGAGCGCUGACGAACGCGAUGAGUGUGAAAUCAUAGUACGGUUACAAAUGCUAGAAGAUGCUGCCAAGGAGUUUUUCACGGUUCGAGGAAAGAUUGAGCUUAUUUUGGAAGAUGCAGAGAAGGAGAAACAGGCAAACAGUGACCCGGAUAUGAAGAAGGAAGCUCUGGAUCAUUUAGACGACGAAAACUUUCAUAUUAUGCAAGAAUUCGAUGAUCGUUUCUGCCAUCUAAAAGCGAGACUGUUACAGUUGCAAUCCCAAGGCGACAUAGUGCGAUCUACCGACGGUUCUCUUCAUGACUCGCAUCGUGCUGAUGGAUUAUGUAAAGUAAAACUACCUGAAAUUCGUCUUCCAACGUUCAGAGGGGUCAUUCGAGAAUGGGUUACUUUUCGAGACACCUUUAAAAGUUUAAUACAUGAUAAUUCGCAGUUAACAGAUACAGAUAAGUUCACAUACCUCCGAGCUUCACUGGCAGAUGAGGCUCUGCAGGAAAUAAAUUCCAUCGAUUUGUCUGCUGCUAACUACAUUGUUGCAUGGAUGACCCUAGAGAUGCGCUACGAAAAUAAAAAGUUGAUUGUAAAGACUCAUCUCGAUGUUCUGUUCAACUUGGAGCCACUGAAACGAGAAACGUACGACGGACUGAAUCAUAUACUAAGUGAGUUUGAGAAGAACGUUCAGAUGCUUGAAAAGAUAGGAGAGAAUCCAACUGAAUGGAGCACAAUUUUGGCGUAG